This is a messenger RNA of Anopheles aquasalis, 2046 nucleotides long. Its product is annotated as NF-kappa-B-repressing factor-like. Lineage: Eukaryota; Metazoa; Arthropoda; Insecta; Diptera; Culicidae. The record is from RefSeq and is a predicted model, not a curated record. Gene Ontology annotation, molecular function: nucleic acid binding.
CGUAAACAAAAGCGGGCGCGUGGAGUCGUGGUUUUCGUGAGAAAAUGGAAAAUUCUUAACUUUUCUAAACCAUUUCCUACGCGAUAAGAGUGUAUUCAAGACGGCUGCAACUCUCGCUAUCGUUCUCGUUAGAAAAGCUCAGGGACUCGAGAGCAGGAAAGUGCAAACCGAGAAAAACCGCGACGCAAAAUCCCACGAUCAGGGGAUCUCACUGGGAACCGGCGAAAAGGUUUGUGAUUCGGCAAGAAUUUGUGGUAUUUACGAUCGAAUUCUCCUUCCAGCUAUCACCACGGCAAGUCUCCUACAAAUAAUGAGCUACCGAAUGGACCGAAAAGAUUGCUUUACAUGGGACUAGGUCCCAUCCGGAACAUAGUACAGCUCAGUGGAUUCGACGCUGUGCAGCAUAAGUUCUGGGGCUCCGGGUUGCGUUCCUUCGCCCGUGAUUUGGCUUUUUGGAUUGACUAUAAACUAGAUGACUAUUGGGAUUAUUUUUGGAUACAUCGGGCAACAUCGGCAACGACACACGGUCUCCUCUGUCCUCUGUUGGUAUCAUAGCGUUCAGCGGCACUUAAAAUCCAGUCUACAGCACUAGCCCUCUCGAAAGUUCCGAUCUGGAGCGUUUAAUCGAUCACCAGCUCAGCAGCGAAAGCAUUCUGUUUCAAUUGUCAGAGAGAAGAAAUCGAAUAACAGCCACCAAAAAUGGGAAAACGUAGGGCAAAAAAUACAUCCAACACCUCCAAAGGUGGAUGGAAUAUAGAACCAAUAGAUGAGCCUCCAUUAAAAAAGAAUCUACAAGAAAAUUCGCAGCAGGGCGCUAACCGAAACACCGCAUUUUCGUUUGAAACCUAUCGCUCGCACCACGAAACGGAAGAACACUGGGAAUUGCGCCGGAUGUUUAUGGAGAAGAACCACCACAUUCUGCCAGAGGAUGAGCUCGUUUGUCUCGCACAGGUGUUCCUGAACAUAGAGUUGCUGCACUGCCGGUACCCUCCGGAAACGAUGCGACGCGUGGCGGAACUAGCGGAAGGAAUCGGAAAAGAAUAUCGCGCUCGUCGCUCGAAUAUGCUGCAAAGAACAUUUGUAUCGGCAAGCGAUGCUGCAGCAUCGAAAGUACAAAGGAGGGCCCCCUGCUAUGCAACAAACGAUGUUAAACAAGACACAGCGCAAAAUCGGGGUCCUUCGAGAAACGAAUCGCUCACAAUGGACGAGAUAUUUAGCAAGAUAGUGAUUGUUAACAACUGCAUCAUACAAACAACGAACGAGUUCAACCGGUUAAGAUGUGGCGUCUCUAUGACCGAUACCUGUACAGAGCUACAGACGGGUGACCACGAGGCCGUGGUGAUGAUUGGAGAGUUGGUACUCGGUAAAGCAGUUCACGCGAACAAGAAGAACGCACGACAACUGGCCGUAAAACAGGCUUUGGAGUAUCUCGGCCAACGUUGCUAUACUUUAACGCGCAAAAAGCUGCCAACACAAAUGAGCGGUGCCAAUAUAGUACAAAAGAAGGAUUCGGAAGAUGCUGCAUCGAAAGUUGCAGAGGAGCCCAAGCUAGACACCAAAAACAUUGGCUUCAAGCUGAUGCAAAAACUUGGCUGGAAGGGUGGUGGAUUGGGAGUGAAAGACGAUGGAAUUGUGGAUCCUAUUACUGCGCAGAUCAAGAUAGGUCGCAAAGGAUUGGGCAACCAGGAGAAAGCGGAUGAAAGCGGUUUAGACACAAAGUUUAUCAAAACAGUGUUGAGAAACUUCAAAAACUCACACAUGGAGUACGAUCUAGUGUUUAGUGUCGAUUUUUCGAAGGAGGAUCGAGAAGUAAUUCACAGGAUUGCCAAAUCUUUUGCCCUCCGGACGAAAAGUUUCGGGAACGACAAUCAAGGCACGAGGCAGCUAGUAGUACUAGCGAACCGAUUGUCUCCACUCGAGAUAAUUGAUAAAGUUUUGCUGUUUGGUGAUCCGACGUAUUGUGAAAUGUACGAGGUUGUGAGUCCAAAUUCUUCGGAAGUAAAAGAGGCCUUGUAAAUAAACCGAGGAAAUGUACUUUGAAACAUU